UCCUCAGCAAGCAAGAACUUGGGCAAUCAGUUCACUGUCCUGCACUGCGCCUGCCGCUAACUAGAGAUCGAACUAUCGAAGGCAAGGCAUGCUGCCAUGGACAAGACCAUCGUUCUGUACCCGGGCCUCUACGUCAGCCACUUCGUCCCCAUGAUGCAGCUCGCCGACGCCCUCCUGGAGCACGGCUACGCCGUCGCCGUCGCGCUCAUCCACGUCACCAUGGACGAAGACGCCACCUUCGCCGCCGCCGUCGCCCGCGUCGCCGCCGCCGCCAAGCCGUCGGUCACCUUCCACAAGCUCCCUCGCAUCCAUGACCCUCCCGCCAUUACGACGAUCGUCGGGUACCUGGAGAUGGUGCGACGCUACAACGAGCGCCUCCGUGAGUUCCUCCGCUCCGGCGUGCGAGGCCGAAGCGGCGGCAUCGCCGCGGUGGUCGUGGACGCGCCGUCGAUCGAGGCGCUCGACGUCGCCAGGGAGCUCGGGAUCCCGGCGUACAGCUUCUUCGCGUCGACUGCCUCCGCGCUCGCCGUGUUCCUCCACCUCCCGUGGUUCCGCGCGCGCGCGGCGAGCUUCGAGGAGCUCGGGGACGCCCCUCUCAUCGUCCCCGGCGUCCCGCCCAUGCCGGCGUCGCACCUCAUGCCCGAGUUGCUCGAGGACCCGGAGAGCGAGACGUACAGGGCGACGGUGAGCAUGCUCCGCGCGACGCUGGACGCCGACGGCAUACUGGUGAACACGUUCGCUUCGCUCGAGCCUCGGGCGGUUGGUGCUCUCGGUGACCCGCUGUUUCUCCCCGCCACCGGCGGCGGCGAGCCCAGGAGGAGGGUGCCUCCGGUGUACUGCGUCGGGCCAUUGGUCGUGGGACACGACGACGACGACGAGAGAAAAGAAAACACUAGGCACGAGUGCUUGGCGUGGCUCGACGAGCAGCCAGAUCGCAGCGUGGUGUUCCUCUGCUUCGGCGGCACCGGGGCGGUCACCCACUCGGCGGAGCAGAUGAGGGAGAUCGCCGCCGGGCUGGAGAACUCCGGCCACCGGUUCAUGUGGGUGGUACGAGCCCCUCGCGGCGGCGGCGACGACCUGGACGCGCUCCUGCCGGACGGGUUCUUGGAGCGGACCAGGACCAGCGGCCACGGCCUCGUCGUCGAGCGGUGGGCGCCGCAGGCGGACGUGCUCCGCCACAGGUCCACGGGCGCGUUCGUGACGCACUGCGGGUGGAACUCGGCGUCGGAGGGGAUCACGGCGCGCGUGCCGAUGCUCUGCUGGCCGCUCUACGCCGAGCAGAGGAUGAACAAGGUGUUCAUGGUGGAGGAGAUGGGGGUCGGCGUCGAGGUGGCCGGAUGGCAUUGGCAGCGCGGGGAGCUGGUCAUGGCGGAGGAGAUCGAGGGGAAGAUCAGGCUGGUGAUGGAGUCCGAGGAAGGGGAGCGGCUCAGGUCGUCGGUGGCGGCUCACGGCGAGGCCGCCGCCGUGGCCUGGAGGAAGGACGGCGGCGCCGGCGCCGGCUCGUCGCGCGCGGCGCUGCGGCGAUUCUUGUCGGACGUGGGCGGCCGCGAGCUUCGAUCCGUUGAGACUUUACUACUUUGGGCCUUCCACGAGAUUGUCGUGGCACGCAUUGGGCUACCACUGGACUAAUAUGGGCCCAAUAUGGCCCAGUUUAUUUUUGGCAUUCUCCCGCUCGAGCGCCCCGUUGGGCGGGAAACCAAUUUUGAUGGGGGACCACUUUGCGUGUAUAAUUUGUAUACUGUAUUAUUAUUAACCGAUAAUUUGGAUAAGCUAGAUUGCAUUGCGGAGUAAUGUAAUUUGUAAAGAACACUAUGGUAGGCUGCAGAUAUAACUCUUUUCCUCUUAAAAAAAUAUACGUUUAUACGAUUG
This is a messenger RNA of Oryza sativa Japonica Group (Japanese rice), 1869 nucleotides long. Its product is annotated as UDP-glycosyltransferase 1. Lineage: Eukaryota; Viridiplantae; Streptophyta; Magnoliopsida; Poales; Poaceae. The record is from RefSeq and is a predicted model, not a curated record. Gene Ontology annotation, molecular function: UDP-glycosyltransferase activity.